AAGUUACUUGGGUUUUUUGGUUUUUGUUUGCUUCGGGUUUUUUUGUUUGUUUGUUUUUUUUUCCUUGGCGCUUCCGAAGAGGCUGUAAAAUCUGCCGGGAGAGAAAGAGACGGGGGGAGGAGGAAGAUUUAGGGAAGAAAAAAAAAUGGCGAGUUGCAGGAGCAGCGUGGAGAAAGCAGCAUUUUUGUGCUGCUUCUUGCUGGCAGCCGUGAGCUUAACCUCCUGCGCCCGGGCGAAGGAGGAGGAAGAGCAAGAAAAGCAGCGCUCCUGCCACGGUGCCUUUGAUCUCUACUUCGUCCUGGAUAAGUCUGGAAGCGUCAGGAACCAUUGGAUGGAGAUUUACUCUUUUGUGGAAAGCCUGGCUGAGAAAUUCAUAAGUCCAAUGCUGCGCAUGUCUUUCAUUGUUUUUUCCUCACGAGGCACCACGGUCAUGAAAUUAACAGAAAACAGGGAAGCCAUAAGACGAGGGCUCGAGAUUCUUCAGUAUGAAGUGCCUGGAGGAGACACAUUCAUGCAUGAAGGAUUUAAAAGGGCAAAUGAACAGAUUUACCAUGAAACCUAUGGAGGGGUUCGAACUGCUAGUGUGAUUAUUGCUCUGACGGAUGGAGAAUUGCAAGAUGUUCAGUUUUAUUAUGCAGAACAAGAAGCCAACAGAGCGAGAAGCUUUGGGGCUAUUGUUUACUGUGUUGGAGUGAAAGAUUUCAAUGAAACUCAGCUGUCAACAAUUGCUGACAGCAUCGAUCAUGUUUUCCCAGUAACAGGAGGCUUUUAUGCCCUAAGAGGAACCAUUGAUUCGAUUCUCAAGAAAUCUUGCAUUGAGAUCCUAGCGGCUGAACCAUCGAGCGUUUGUGCAGGGGAAUCCUUUCAAGUUGUGGUAAGAGGCAAUGGCUUUUAUCACGCAAGAAAUAUCGACCAGGUACUCUGCAGCUUCAAGCUCAAUGACAGCCUUACUAUCAAUGAAAAGCCGACCGUUGUUCAUGAUACUUAUUUGCUUUGUCCUGCCCCAGUGAUAGAAGAUGCUGGACAGGUGGUUUUCCUACAAGUCAGCAUGAACAACGGGCUAACAUUCAUCUCCAGCUCUGUCAGCAUCACCAGCACACAAUGUAGACUCCCUCCGUUUCCUUUUCUCUCCUAUUUGCUUUUCUGUGAGCGGCAGGCAGCUGGCCUGCUCCACUCUGCUCCCCAGCUGGCUCUUCUGUCCUUUUUUUACAUGGUGAUCAAGGAGCCGCCUCCACCACCACCUCCAGAGCCUGAAUCAGAUGAUGAAGAUGGAUUGCCAAAGAAGAAGUGGCCAACUGUGGAUGCAUCUUAUUACGGAGGCCGAGGUGUUGGUGGAAUUAAGAGGAUGGAGGUGCGAUGGGGAGACAAAGGAUCAACAGAGGAAGGAGCAAAACUGGAGAAGCCCAAAAAUGCUGUUAUUAAGUUGCCAGAGCAGGAAUAUGAGCCAUGGGAACCCAAGCCAAAAAAGCCUCACAUGAGAAAACCCCCUUCCCAGCGGAAAUGGUACACACCAAUCAAGGGCAAGCUUGAUGCGCUAUGGGCUCUGGUUCGACGAGGCUAUGAUCAAGUCUCUCUUAUGAGACCGCAGCCGGGGGAUAAGGGAAGAUGCAUAAACUUCACUCGUGUGAAAUCAGAUGGGACCUCUGCUCCUUACAGCCCACCUCCGAAGCUUCCAAGGCGUGAUGAUAUUCCUCUUAACAAUGCUCCGAGAAGUCCUUCUCCUCCUGUGUCUCUGCAGCCUCCUUCUAGGCAGCCGCCUCCUGGACCACCCCCAUCCCGAGCCCCUCCUGGACCUCCCCCCUCACGUCCGCCCCCCCAGCCCAUUGCUUAGAGUGUGGCAAAACCCUGAUUGACAAAACAUGUCUCUUUGCUGAACACAGCAUAUUUAUUGAGUAUUGGUUUACAGUUAAAGAUAUCAGAAUUUGUUGCUGGUCAGCAAAAAAAAAAAGAAGAAAAAAAAAAAAAGGAAAAUUGCCAAGUGUCAAUUUUAAUGUAUGAAUAUAUUUAUACCACACUUGCUGAGUAAACAUUCAGUGGAUAGAUUCAGAGCUAUGGGAAAUAGAAACAAACCAAAAUGAUCAUCUAGAUACAGUUGCAGCUUUAGUAUGUAUACAUCUGAAGAUCUUUUUACAUAUGACAUUUGUCUGACUUGGUAUGUCAGAUCAUACACUAAUAACUUUAGCCAGAUACAUGCGCAUCAGUUGUUUUGGUAGCUGUCACCUGCAAGUUUGUUUAACAUAGUUCAUUGAAGAAUUUGCUUUUUUUUCUCCCAACAGUACUGCAUCCAGAUGUUAACAUGGAGCAAUAAUUGCAAAGAUAACUUUCUGCCCUUGAUUCUGCAGGUGGAAUUUCCAUGAAAAUUUAAAUUAAUGAGGUAAAAUGAGAUUAUGUGCCAAUGAUCUAGCUUUAAUAGUCUGUCAUAGAGGAGUAUCUUUUUGUCCUGAGGAAAAUCAGUAUUGAACCUGCUAUCUCUGUGUAUAGUUCAUAGAGUAGUUAUUGAAAGUCAGAUGUUAGUUCUAGAAAUCCAAACCCUGAACAAGACCUGGGUUUACAUUUGUCCAAAUUUCAGUAGCAUUUAGAGCAAAAUAUUUUGGGUCAGUGUUCAGUUUUCAUUUGCACAAAACAUGCUCCAAAAUGGAAGAAAAACAUAUGUAACUUAAGCAUGACUGCUACCAUAUGCAAACAGCACCUGUUUUAUAUAUAUAUAUAUCAGGAGCAUACAGGAAUCAAUUCCAUUGCCAUUUAAUCAUUGAGAAUUUUCCUUCUGAUUUCUUGAUCCUCUUGUGGUUCAAAUAUGAACCCCCCAAUGAAUAUCUUUCUUUAGAUAGCCCAGAUCCCACUAACAUGUAACCUUGCAGUCUACCUGUGGAAGAGGGUGACACAGAGUGUUGUGUCAAUGUUAACUUUUCCCCUGUUCUCUGUGAUGUUUGGCUGGGGGCCUCCCAAACAUUGGGACUACUUGCUGAUGAUCUUAAUUGUGUGCCAUGCAAAAGUGAUGUGAGCACCCACAUAGAGGUGGGAAUUUAUGACGCGGGACUGUGGGACAGCCCAUGAAUUGUGUUUGCUAAGUGACACCUGAGUGGGUUGCACCCAGAUCAUUCCCUAGUGAAUCAGAGUAACACCCAAGCUUGUUUUUUUUCUCUUCUCACCAAUUAGAUGGUAUUGGAGAGGGUGGCUGCAGCUCUGUGUGCUGGUUAGCAGUGUCACUUGACUGUGUUACUAGGACAGUUGUAGAAACUUUGUCUAUGCUGUGUUACGACACAGCAUUUACUUAUCUCUCCAUCUCUGUGUAGGUGUGGGUGUACAGCACAUCACGCUAGUUAUUGGCAUGUAACUCAAAGAUAAAACACUAAUUGUAUCAUGCAGUUACUCCAGGUUUAAGGCCUCUUCAUGCUGUUGCUACAGGAAUAUGAAGUUGUGCUGGUACAGAUAGGAAUCAGGCUUACUACUUCCACUGGAAGUCCCAUGUGCAGAAUGCAAUACCAAGCUCUCAUCAGUCUAUGCUGAUCGCUGUGACAUGCCGCGUGUAUGCAGCUGGGGCUGUUAAAGAUUAAAUUCAGAAGAACCACAGAGUCUCCUCCUCCUCCUCUUACGCUGCUCUGCUCUCUUGAGUUAUGCUCUUACCUCAUGUAUAUUGGUGCAGGUAGUGGAAUCACACUCACUGGUGCCAGCUGGCCUUGGAGCUGUUCUUGAUUAAGGCCUGGGCCAGCAAAGCACUUCUGCAUGCGUUAAAAUGUCCUGCAGGUCAAGAGGAAAACAUCCUUAUGCCCAAGUACUUUGCUGACCUGUGACUUCUUCGUGAUCGGAAAGGAUAAUUGGGAUGUACUCAGCCCUAUCCUCAUUCUUUUUAGUCACUUGAACGGGGUCUGCAUAAUCUGGUCCAUAAGAAUGGAUUUCUGUUGGGAGGAGAAGUGUGUGUUUUUGUGCGGGAACCGUGUAGGUUUCUCUUUGGUUUCUCUUCCUUUACAAAAUUUGCUCGGAGAGUAGCACUCCCAUGAAUGGAAAGGCCUUUUGCAGCCAGUGCAACACUUGGUCAGUCAUCACUUGCUUAUCUCUAUUCCUUUCAUUCGAAAGGUUAAAACUAAAAUGCGUCCAGUUUUUCAUUGCAGUUCUGCUGAAGCUCCGCUUCUGACACCAGUGAAAGUAACUGGAUUGUUCCAGGGAGGGGACAGGGACCUGGACGUGGGGGAAGGUGCUUUGCAAGCAGAGAUCAUUAUCUCAUCUUAUUGUGAUCAUAUGGAAGCCUACAUAAAAUAAACUUGCUAGGUCUGAGCCCUGUUCUCAUGCAUGCAUGCAGUUGACCCUGACAGUCUCUCAUGUUGGCAAUCUAAGAAAAAUUAGGCAAUAAAUUCUAGCCAGGAAUUGAGGUGGCAGAGGGUAAUAAAUCCCCCUGCCAGGGUAAAAAAUGUCUUAUGAGAUUCAGCUGCCUGUAGGAAUAGGCAGACCUCUGCUAUAUCUGUGCUAUAUGUAUGUAUAGAAUACCAUCUUAGAUGCCAAGUCUUUCAUCAGCAGGCAGGGAUGGGUUUGACACAAUGGUGAAGCUCACAAAUGGUGGUAAGGAGCCAGUAACACAAAGCAAAAAUUUGUUUACAAAAUUAGUAACUGCUAAUAAAGUUGAAUUGAUGGAUCAAGAGUAAACUUGAGCAAAUGAAAAAGAGCCCGUAGGCCAGCUUCUGUCUUGUCUUGGUCCUGUGUGGUUCUCAAGGGGAGUCAGUAGAGACCUCUUGCUGCAGAUUUGCACUGUUGUUAAAUGCAAAUGCAAAUCUCACCUUCAGUGAGAAUAGAGGUGUUGACUUGGGAAGGGCUUGUCACAAUCAAACAUUCAGCGUGCCUGUUGUUUCUAGUUGAGGUGAAUUUUCUUCUUUUCUAGAAUAUGUCUUAUCUUGCAGAGAUAGCAGUUACUAACAAUUUCUGUGUAACUUGUUAAGUACAGCAGAGGCAGUAAGUAAUGUGAUUUGGGGUUCCAGGUAAUUAGGUCCAUAUAUGAUAGAGUAGGAAGCACCGCAGAGUUGAAAAUUACGUUCGGUGUAAAUGGAGCUUUCAGCAUCCUCACUAUACGAAAUUAGGCAGCUGGUGUAUAACUCAAGUUUUUCCUGCAGCUUCUGCAAUGGGAGCACUGCAGGUUUAGGUUAUAGUCUGUAGGUAAAGUGGGAAGAAGAGAAAGUGAAACAGACUGACUUGCCUUUGCAAAGUGAGUGGGGCAGUGAAUACACUGCACUGGCUACAGAAAGGCCUUCUGGCUUUGUAAACGUGUGUCCGUUUGUAGUGAUCUCAGGCACUAUAACAAUGCAAAGGAGAAACUGGUGGCUAUUGUAUAGUCUACUGAGCUUGAUCCUCACCUGGUGUAAAUUAACAUAGGCCAACCAAAGUCAAGGCUAGCGUCUGUCAGCUGAGGACUGGCUCAUAAUAAAUGAAGGGACAAAAUCCCUCUAACUGGCUCGAUGUUUGAAUGUGUUUGUUUUGGUAUGCUUGUCGGCCAGUUGUGAUUACAAUAGUUGCACUGCUAAAAAAUGUUCUCAUGUGGGAUUAUUCCCCGGUAUUUUCAAGCUCAUAAGCGUCAUUUGAAACCUGCAGAAAGUUAGUAUCUAAUGUUUUGCCUCAUCCAAGUGAAAAACAAGGAUUCGGGGGACCUUUGGCUCACACUUAGCACAAAUGUGAAAAGACACAAGGUGCAAAGCAGCAGGGAGCAAAAACCCCAUGUGAUUAAAGCUGAUACAGAACCACAUUGAUCAAAGCAUGUUCAUGGCCAUCUUUCAACCUCAGUGCAUGUAUUGCCAUCUGUGGGAGUUGGCUGCAGAGCAGACGGCCCCUGUUAAAAGGAGAAGAAAAAAAAAGAAUCAGCUCCUCAUCUGAAUGAGCGCGUAUAACAGUGAAUGACAUUAUUUCAUGAACUGUACCAGUUCAAAUGCAUGUGCACCUGGUGCUCCUAAUGCUUUUUACUCCUGUUGGUCUUUAGACAACAUGAUCAGUAAUAGGCUUUCUCUCUUAAAUGUUUGCUGUUUUGAUUGUUGUUAUUUUGUUUUUGUUUUUGUUUUAAAAACACAACAUUUCACUGAGAAAACAGCCCUACUUCUGUAAAUAUAGAGUUUAAUUUGGAGGAGACAGCACACUUCUGGAUGUUACUGCUGGACAGUUAUUUAUUAAAAGGGGCUUAAGGUGAAUAAAUACAGGCGGCUCAGGAUACAUGCAUGCAAGUGUGAUAAUGCAGCAUAGCAUUUUCAGUUCUCUGUAGUUUUGGGGGAAGGGGAAUUUUAGGGUCAUCCUAGUAUGUUUAGAAGUUUGUUACUGAUCUGAUACUUUUGAAUAAUGCAGUAGAGAUUUGUAACAUUUAAGUGCUUGAACAGAUGUGUAGAUUAUGAUAGAUUUUCAUUUCGGGGGGUAGUGGAGGAAAAACUUUUUUUAGUUUUUAAAGGAAAAAAAACGUACUGUACUAAACUUUUCUAGAAAAUGUUUAUAUUUUCAGAAAUAGUGGGGAUGUGGGCUCAUAGGCAGCCAGGGCAUGGAGAUGAGGGACAGAGGAAGCAGUUAGAUUAUUGAAGGUCAAGGAAGUUUUACAUGGGGGUAUGGGUUUGUUACUGGUACAUGUGGUACAAGUUUCUGUAACUAACAUGCAGCUUCCAUGUUAUAGUUGUAUAACCUUUAUGCAUUUUAAGCGCCUGCUCCAUUUUUCUGAGAAAACCUUGCAAAUGUAAUACCUGCAUGAAAAUGUGGGAGGUGUAGCCAACGUCUUAUAAUCCAACAUAAUGUAGUCUUAAUGGAUUCAAAAUGAACAAUAAAAAUACUUACUGGUUAAAUA
Messenger RNA from Struthio camelus australis, 6796 nucleotides. The record is from RefSeq and is a predicted model, not a curated record. NCBI's taxonomy places the organism in Eukaryota, Metazoa, Chordata, Aves, Struthioniformes, Struthionidae.